This is a messenger RNA of Dama dama (fallow deer), 7332 nucleotides long. It is a transcript of the gene PARP8, whose product is annotated as poly(ADP-ribose) polymerase family member 8. Gene Ontology annotation, biological process: endoplasmic reticulum unfolded protein response. Gene Ontology annotation, molecular function: NAD+ poly-ADP-ribosyltransferase activity; protein serine/threonine kinase activator activity; kinase binding. The record is from RefSeq and is a predicted model, not a curated record. The transcript is spliced from 27 exons. NCBI's taxonomy places the organism in Eukaryota, Metazoa, Chordata, Mammalia, Artiodactyla, Cervidae. Bases 186 to 2867 code for a protein of 893 amino acids. Gene Ontology annotation, cellular component: nuclear envelope; intracellular anatomical structure; endoplasmic reticulum tubular network.
GGCGCCCGCCGCCCGGCCGGUGAUCGCUCUCCGGCCGUCUCCAGCACCCUCGGCCCCCCCACGGCCGUUGGUCCUGGCGGGGGGAGGGAGAAAGUGAGAGUCGGUGUCAUCACCAUCCAUUGUCAGGAGGGGAAGAAAUUGGAAUCCAGCAGCGGCGAGCAGCAGCUGGGCGGUCACAUCUGGGAAUGCAAAGCCGACCUCCCCCCCCCCCUCCUCCACCACCACCGCCUCCUCUCUCACCCGGGAUCACUUCCGAAACCACUUCGCCUUCAGCCCCUGCCUCGGCCAGAGGGAUUUAUUUAAUGGGGAUGUGUUCAAGGCAAGAGCGAAUUCAGAAGGAUAUCGACGUCGUGAUCCAGAAGUCCAGAGCUGAGAAGGACUGCCUGUUUGCAGAUUUCAGAUACUCAGACUCCACCUUUACUUUCACCUACGUUGGCGGCCCCAAAAGCGUAUCCUAUUCAGUCCACGUGUCUGAAGAUUACCCAGAUAAUACAUAUGUGUCAAGUUCAGAAAAUGAUGAAGAUGUAUUAGUUACUACAGAGCCAAUUCCAGUAAUUUUUCAUCGACUAGCAACAGAAUUAAGAAAGACAAAUGACAUUAACUGUUGCUUAUCCAUAAAAUCCAAAUUACAGAAGGAAAAUGGUGAGGAGUCAAGACAGAAUAGCACAGUGGAAGAAGAUUCUGAAGGAGAUAAUGAUUCAGAAGAAUUUUAUUAUGGAGGACAGGUGAACUAUGACGGGGAGCUGCACAAACACCCCCAGCUUGAAGCAGACUUGUCGGCAGUGAGAGAGAUAUAUGGGCCACAUGCAGUUUCUCUCAGGGAAUACGGAGCCAUUGAUGAUGUAGAUAUUGAUCUGCAUAUUGAUGUUAGCUUUCUUGAUGAGGAGAUUGCUGUGGCAUGGGAAGUAAUUCGAACAGAACCUAUAAUUGUCCGAUUACACUGUUCUCUUACACAGUAUUUGAAUGGCCCAGUGCCCACUGUUGAUGUCUUUCAGAUUUCCACAAAAGAGAGAUUUGGCCUGGGACAUCAGCUGAAAAAAAUCAUGCAGACAUUUGUUACACAGCAGUGGAAGCAGAGCAAAGAAAAAUCCAAUUGCCUGCACAAUAAGAAGCUGUCAGAGAAGAAAGUCAAGUCUCCCCUGCAUUUAUUUACAACCUUGCGCAGGUCGCCAAGUUAUCCUCCCCCUGGUUGUGGAAAAAGCAAAUCCAAACUGAAAUCGGAGCAGGACGGCAUCUCCAAGACACACAAGCUACUGCGGAGGACUUGUUCCAGCACCGUCAAGACGGAGGACGUGUGCGCGCCGAAGCCACACAGGACCUUCGGCCGCUCGCUGUCCAGCGACCCGCGGGCUGAGCAGGCCGUGAGCGCCAUCAAGUCGCACAAACUCUUGCCCCGCCCCUGCCCCGCCGCCGCCAAGCAGGAGGACUGCCUCCCUCUCAAGUCGCACAAACUCCUGACCCGCUCUUGUUCCGGAGACCCGCGCUGUGAGCACAACGCCAGCCUGAAGCCUCACAAACUCUUAAGCAGGUCUUACUCCAGUAACCUCAGAAUGGAGGAAUUAUACGGACUCAAGAAUCACAAGUUGCUCAGCAAGUCUUACACCAGUGCCCCCAAGUCAUCCAAAACGGAGCUUUUCAAGGAACCCAACGCAGAGGGCCGGAGGCUCUCUCUUACCUCAGGGCUCAUUGGUAUCUUAACACCAUCGUCAUCUUCAUCUUCCCAGCCUGCUUCAAAUGGUGCCAAAUGCAUUCCAAUACGAGACCGUGGCUUCCUAGUGCAGACAAUUGAGUUUGCUGAACAGCGGAUCCCCGUGUUGAAUGAGUACUGUGUGGUCUGUGAUGAACCACAUGUGUUCCAGAAUGGCCCCAUGCUUAGGCCUACGGUGUGUGAACGAGAGCUGUGUGUAUUUGCUUUUCAAACCCUGGGAGUAAUGAAUGAAGCUGCUGAUGAAAUAGCAACUGGAGCUCAGGUGGUAGAUCUACUAGUAUCCAUGUGUAGGUCUGCAUUGGAAUCUCCUAGAAAAGUUGUCAUUUUCGAGCCAUAUCCUUCUGUGGUAGAUCCUAACGAUCCUCAGAUGCUGGCCUUCAACCCCAGGAAGAAGAACUAUGACCGAGUAAUGAAAGCCUUGGAUAGCAUAACUUCUAUUAGAGAGAUGACACAAGCACCGUAUCUGGAAAUCAAGAAACAGAUGGAUAAACAAGAUCCCCUUGCUCAUCCCUUACUGCAAUGGGUUAUUUCAAGUAAUAGGUCACAUAUUGUGAAACUGCCAGUUAACAGGCAACUGAAGUUCAUGCACACACCCCAUCAGUUCCUUCUUCUCAGCAGUCCACCAGCCAAAGAAUCCAAUUUUAGAGCUGCUAAAAAACUCUUCGGAAGCACCUUUGCAUUUCAUGGCUCGCACAUUGAAAACUGGCACUCCAUCCUGAGGAAUGGUCUGGUUGUUGCUUCUAAUACACGACUACAGCUCCACGGUGCAAUGUAUGGAAGUGGAAUUUAUCUUAGUCCAAUGUCAAGCAUAUCAUUUGGUUACUCAGGGAUGAACAAGAAGCAGAAGGUGUCAGCCAAGGAUGAGCCGGCUUCAAGCAGUAAAAACAGCAAUGCAUCCCAGUCACAGAAGAAAGGACAACAAUCCCAGUUCCUGCAAAGCCGUAACUUAAAAUGCAUAGCCUUAUGUGAAGUGAUCACCUCACCUGACCUGCACAAACAUGGGGAGAUAUGGGUCGUCCCGAAUACUGAUCAUGUCUGCACAAGAUUCUUUUUUGUCUAUGAAGAUGGCCAAGUGGGAGACGCAAAUAUUAACACCCAAGAAGGAGGCAUUCACAAAGAGAUCCUACGAGUAAUUGGUAAUCAAACUGCUACUGGUUAAAGGACCACCAUUUAAUUAACAUGAUUUGAAAGCCUUCCUCGGGUUCAAAGCUGGAUUUUGAACUGAAGAAGAUGAUAAAAUAAUUUAUUGUUAUUAUAAACAAAAUUAACCCUUUGAAUACUGAUUUUUUUCUUAGUAUUUCUAAGUAUAUCAUUAAAUACCUAAAAUGGUAUAUAAUUUACCAAUUGUAGGGUUAUGGAAUCUAGUAAUAAAAUUACAACAGCACUUAAACUGAAGUUUGGGUUCCUCACACAAUAAACAGAUUGAAAAAACAGUUUUGUGCUGAUAUGUUUAUAUUAAACUCUCUAAUUGGAAAUUUAAUAUUAUAUACCGACAUCUUAGGGUACCAAAAGAGAAUUGAAAGCAUUUUAUAAUGGCAUCUAAAUCUAUAAGAGACUUUGCAAUAAGUAUAAUGUUUGUACAUUCUGAUGUGCUAUAUAAUUAGCAGUAUGAAAGUUCGAAUGUUUUGGGGAGGGAUGUUUCCUAAUCUGUUAUUUUUCCUUAUAUAAAAGCAAUUAGGUCUUUAGAUGCAGCGCUUUGCCUAAAAGUAUGUAAUAUACAUAUCUAUAGAUUCAUGCAUCAAAUGUCUGAUUGUACAUAUAUGUGUAUAUGUACACAUAUAUGUAUUUUAACAACAAAGAUGGCAUAGCUCCACAGUUCUGUUCUCAUUCGAUGGAAAGAAAAUAAUAUUCAGUAAGAAAAUGAUGUUCUCUCUGGACAUAAACCAAGAUAUGAGCCAAAUUCAUCACCAUUCAUUCACUGAAAAUAUUUGCAAACAAAUUUUCUAUUUGUUUAAAGAAUUUUCCCUUCAGUUAAACUCUUUAUAAUGUUAUAAUGUUGUAAUAUGGGGUAUGUAGACACCCCUGGUGGACUAAAUCUAUUCGAAUGAUCAUAUGUUUAAAAGAAAGACCUUGAAUUUAAACAAACAGUAUAUAUAUAUUUUUAUUUCCUACAACGGAAUUUUUUUACAUUUAUUUAUACCACACCAGCCUUUUUGUAUUUUUUCAUUUAAGACCUGUGCUUAGUUUGUUUUUCAUAUUGAGAAAGAAGACAAACUUUGAAAUUUCUUUUAUAUUAAAAGAAUAUGAAUACGUUUACAGAGAACAAUAACACCAGCUCUCAGCAUUCUCUUUUUGAGUCAUGUGCUCAUCAAAAUCAUUUCUGUUUCUUUGGAUUCUAAGUUCUUAUUCAUUACAAGUUUUAAUUGACAGUGUGUAUUUUCCUGCAUGAUGUUUCUGGAAUAAGGCCAUUCAUGAGAGCAGUUUAAUUAGCAAGUCUGCCACUCUAUUCAAAUCCUGAAUCAAGGCUCAUAUCUAUUUAAAAAGAAAAAAAUUUUAAAUGUACACUCAUUUGUAAGUGUAAUAUUACAAAUUCUGUGCUUAUUUCCUUUGGUAUAAAAGGUGAGAACAAAGGUCAUCCACAUUGUUAAGGGUUGCCAUCUAGGAAGCAUUUCUUAAUCAUUUGUUUUCUUAUAUUGUAAAUAAUUGAUAUGCCACUUAUUUCUGCAAAAAUAGACUUGAAGUGGUUGGGAUAUUCAUCAUUGUGAUAGGAUCCACUUAAAAUAUUGAUCUGUUUUGACUUGUGCCUCUGAACUCAAGGCCAGACUGAAGGAUAAUAUUGGUAUGGCAGGGCAAAGAUACAGUAUCUUAUUCAGUCUUCUGUGAUCGGAUAUUUGAAGACUUUACAUGGGUCAAGAGGACUACUUGCUUCUUUCUGCCAUGACUCCCAUAGUCUCCCAAGUCCCUUUAUGGAGUUUUAAAAAGUAACAGAAGUAACAAAAUUACUUUUUCAAAAUAAUUUUGUGGGACAUUCAUAUAUAUGACAUAAAUAUAAGGCUGUAAUAGCAGGAUUUGGAAAUUGAAAUCCUGAAACCGCCUAUGUUUGGCCACUAGGACCACUGAGGCACCUCCAAAAACUCUCUGUCGUACCUCCAAGCAUAAUUUAAAAACCACCAAUCCAGUAGGGUUUAUUUAACAGUUGAGGGAUCAGUAAGGAGUGUAGUGUUAGAAGCUGAACUGGAAAGGGAGCUUGGAGGACUCAAGGGAGACUAUUUAAAGAAGAUAAAACUUCAUAAUACAAACUUCUGCUACCAACUUAAGCAUGAAAGUAGAUUCAGCUAACAGAGCAAGGGAAGUAAUUGAUAGCUUUAAUGCCCACUAAAUUAUUACAGAUAAUAGACAUCUUUUGUGAUAAUGUCUUCUAAUGAUAAUCAAUUGAAUGCUUUUGCAAGGCAGACUGACAGAUUUUAAUUUUUUUUUGAAAAAUUGCCAGAGCCUUUUUAAGCCAGUAUUCUAAAAUCCAGUCUUUUAAUCGGACUUUUGAUGUUGGGAAUACUAUAGUAUACUAAUGCUUAUCUUUAUUUCUACAGAAUCCAAUUUCAAUACCCAUUAGUAGAUGAAUAUCGUGCUUUCAAAAUCGAAGCAGGUCCUUUAAAUUUAGAAGUUUCAACAUUAUUAUCAUGCCUUGAUUCAGUCACUUCUUUUAAGAUAUUAUCUUUUGACUUAUUUGAUGAUUCCAAACAUGUGAUAUUGUGUUGUUCUUCUAUAAUCAUUUGAAGUCUGUUCACUGAUGCUUUGUAAUAGUUACAUUAUUGAUAUAGCCAUUACUGCUUAGUAUUAACUCACUGAGCAAAAGCAAUCAUUUAUUUUCAUUCUUAAAGUAGGGGAAGAAGAGCCUUAAUUUAUUAGUUCUACUUUUUUUCCUGCAUUACUGAUUUUGUAAACAUUUCACUAUGAAUAAUUUGUCCUCUGUCAUUGUCCACUGUAUUUAAGAAAAGAGAAGAAAAUGAUCAAACAUUCGAGAAGAGAAAAGCAGUAAUAAUAUACUUAUAGCCUAGUGCUAUAAAAUACAUUAUGGUGAGGUAUUUUGAUGCCUUAAAUUGUAUUCUGUUACAAUUAUUUUUAUUUUGUUGCUCAACAAAUUUCAGUCAAAUAUUGGAUUUGAAGGUGGUUUUUCAAUUUAAAAUUUAAAUGUAAGAGUGUCACCUCCUUAAAUUCAUUCUCAAAUACUAUGUGAUACAAGAAACUUAGGCAAGCUAUUUUAAUGCUAUAAUAUUUCUCAUUGAAAAAUUUAAGAGUUUAGAAAAGAAAUCUCUCAAUUUUUCUCCCCUUAGCUAAAAGAAAGGAAACUUUUAAUAUGUAAGUCUAUGAAUCUUUAUUAUCACUGAAAGAAUUUUAGCAGUACUUUAUACUGUAAUACCUUAAUUUGCCUUAGGGCAUGGGUUUUAGAAAAUUCUAAGGAAGACUUCAUCAUCCUUGUUAAAGUUUGAAUGACUUCAUCAGAUAGUGAUUUAGUAUGUCAUGAAGGGACAUUCCACCUUGGACUGUCUGCCAUCUAAAUAUAUGGAUUUCAUGGUGGCACUUGAAGCACAUUUUAAAAAUAUUAUGAUAUUCUAUUGUCCUGCUGAAUUCUUCAUUAUAAUACUACCUCAAGACGAAUGAUAGAAUGUCUGCUAAAAUAAAUUGGGUUUCCAGUAUGAGGAUCAAAUAGAAUUUUACAAAUAGAAGUGAUCAAAUAAUUAAGCAGUCAAGACCAUGCUGGAUCUUUGUUGUCAAUUACCUCUUGACAGUAGGGUAAUAUGGAUAUUUCAGUCACCAGUGAUGAAUAACAUAGUUAUCACCCAAAGAGUUAUGUGAAGGGGUUUCAAUCUGCAAAAUUUAAAGAUAAUUAGUUCCCUUUAAGGCUGGAUUUCUACAUGGUCAAUUUUAUGUCCAUUCACCUGAAGCUGCAAAAAAUUGCCCACUCUUAACAGUUAAAGGAUUAAAAUACCCAACUGCUAUACCAGAAUGGCAGAUUGAAUAUUCAAGUAUUCUAGCAUUGAAUGCCUGCUAAAUUUUUGUCAGAUUAUAAAUUUGAUGUAUAUUAUUACCCAGUAAAUUUUUCUUGGGAAUUUUGUAUACACUCUGAUAUAUUAGGAUAAGUUUUUGUAGUUCAAAGGAAUUUCAAAUAGUUUUUAGACAAAACAUAUCCAUGAGUGUGAAAAAGCUGUGUUGAAGAAUAGAUUACAUUACGCAUUUACCAGCAAGUCAGUAAAAAAUAGUGCUUAUUUACAUAGUCAACAUAAUUUAAUGUCCUGAAAAUAAUUUCUUCAAUUGCCCAAUAUUUAAUGUAUCAUUUGAGAUUUUAAAAAAAUACAGCCACUCCUUUAUGUAAACAUUAAGACAUGCCUAUGUUUCUUUAACUCUACAGCCUUCUUUACAAUAAAUUUAUUGACUUUUGUGCACAAAAUAGUAUUGCAACCUGCUAUUUAGCCUUUGGUGCCUUAGAGUUACUAUAAAUAUUUAACAAUAUGUACAUAAUGUAAAUACUGCCAAAAGAUCACUAAGGCCAAAUAUUUUCUCUAUUCACUUUUUACUGCACUUGCUUUCUAUUGCUACUUAAGCCUCUUUUAUCCAGCUUUGUAAUAGUUCUAACAUUGUAGCCAAUGUAAAUGUUUACUUUCAAUAAAUCUGAAUUUGUUCAACAA